UGGGCUGGAGCAUGAUCUGUGGUCGAGACGGACAGAAACAGAGGGCUGACUGAGUGGCAGGAUGGGAGAGAUGGGUAAGAGGAGGAAAGGGGGGUGUGUUAGCCUUCCAGCUAUCAGUACCAGUAGGAGGAGAAGAGAGAGUUUAAAGGGGAAGGGGGAGGAAAAACAUGAGAGUGAAGGAGGUAGAGCAGAGACAGCCUGCCUGCUUGGAUUUGAAGGGGAAGGAAGGAAGGAAGAGAGGCAGCUCGCUUAGAAAGGACGGUGGAUGUUUGUGAUCUGAGAAGGCCGCGGCAACACUGUGACUAUAGUGUCACUGUAAGGACACUGGUAAGAUGUCAUGGCGUCCGACCUACCGAAGCUCCAAGUUUCGAAAUGUCUACGGAAAAGUGGGCAACCGGGAACACUGCUUCGACGGUGUACCCAUCACCAAGAACGUCCAUGACAACCACUUCUGUGCCGUCAACUCCACAUUCCUGGCAGUUGUCACCGAGAGUGCCGGCGGGGGCUCUUUCAUUGUUAUACCUGUUUCCCAGGUUGGCCGCCUGGACUCUCAUUACCCAAAAGUGUGUGGCCACCAAGGCAAUGUACUGGAUAUUAAGUGGAAUCCCUUCUUUGAAAACAUCAUAGCAUCCUGCUCUGAGGACACCUCGGUGCGAGUAUGGGAGAUCCCAGAGGGCGGUUUGAGGCGCAACAUGACGGAGGCGGUGCUGGAGCUGUACGGCCACAGCAGACGGGUGGGUGUGAUCGAGUGGCACCCCACCAGCAGCGCCAUCCUCUUCAGCGCUGGCUACGACUACAAGGUCCUGAUCUGGAACCUGGAGAUUGGAGAACCGGUAAAAAUGAUCGACUGCCACACUGACGUCAUUCUCAGCAUGUCCUUCAACACAGACGGCAGCCUGCUGGCCACCAGCUGCAAAGACAAGAAGCUGCGUGUCAUUGAGCCGCGCUCCGGGGCAGUCCUUCAGCAAGCCAGCUGUAAGAACCACCGUGUAAACCGAGUGGUGUUCCUGGGCAACAUGAAGCGGCUGCUCACCACAGGGUUUUCACGCUGGAACACCCGGCAGAUCGCUCUCUGGGAUCAGGAGGAUUUGUCCAUGCCAAUUAUUGAGGAGGACAUAGACGGCCUCUCAGGACUCUUGUUUCCCUUCUACGAUGCUGACACACACAUGUUGUACCUGGCAGGCAAGGGGGACGGUAACAUCCGUUACUUUGAGAUUACCACUGAGAAGCCGUUCUUACAAUACCUAAUGGAGUUCAGGUCCCCGACUCCACAGAAAGGACUCGGUGUGAUGCCAAAGCACGGGCUGGAUGUGGGAGCUUGCGAGGUGUACCGCUUCUACAAGCUCGUCACCCUGAAGGGUUUGAUCGAGCCUAUCUCGAUGAUUGUGCCAAGAAGGUCUGACACAUACCAGGAGGACCUCUACCCCAUGACAGCAGGAACAGAACCUGCGCUGUCCGCCAGUGAAUGGCUGAGCGGCAUCAACAAAGACCCAGUCUUGAUGUCGCUGAAGGAGGGUUACCAACGGCCAAACCAGUUAGUGUUCAAAGCCCCAGUGAAGGAAAAGAAGAGUGUAGUAGUGAAUGGGAUCGAUCUGCUGGAGAACGUACCACCCCGGACAGAGAACGAGCUCCUGCGGAUGUUCUUCCGGCAGCAGGAUGAAUUGCGGCGGCUGAAGGAAGAGCUGACCACCAAGGACGUGCGAAUACGCCAGCUGGAGCUGGAGCUUAACAACCUGAAGAACGUUAGCCCCAACAAUGUCUGACCUCUCAGCCUGCUGGACUGGCAAAGCUGCUUCCUUUGCCCCCGAUUCUGACCUCCAACAAGCUUCUGAGCCCUCCUACGCCUCUUUUUUGAUAUUAUCAUAACUUCACCCCUGCUGCUCUGCAUAGUCCACCCAAUAAUACAAUAGGUGUUGGAUAAUCUCUUUACUGGCACAAUUACGGGAAUAUUGUAAUAAUUAUAAACAUGAUAAGUAAUAAAGACAAGGCAGUGUUCAUGGAUUUCCACCUUAAAACUUAAGGCUUGAGAUCCAAUCCACUUAGGUAGUAUCUGUUUUUACAACGUAUUUUUAUCUAGCACACCUUAAGUGUUACGAUGAGUUAUUGCAUAUUUCCUGCCAGACCUCCUGAGUGUUUGUCUCACUGUGCCUACCCAAUCAUUCACCUUGCAAUACCUUGAUCACCACGCAAA
Molecule: messenger RNA, 2191 nt
Organism: Etheostoma spectabile (orangethroat darter)
Lineage: Eukaryota; Metazoa; Chordata; Actinopteri; Perciformes; Percidae
Gene: coro2ba
Product: coronin, actin binding protein, 2Ba
Exons: 12
Coding region: 333-1763 (476 amino acids)
Molecular function (GO): actin filament binding
Source: RefSeq, a predicted model, not a curated record